Molecule: messenger RNA, 1851 nt
Organism: Melanotaenia boesemani (Boeseman's rainbowfish)
Lineage: Eukaryota; Metazoa; Chordata; Actinopteri; Atheriniformes; Melanotaeniidae
Gene: st6galnac2
Product: ST6 (alpha-N-acetyl-neuraminyl-2,3-beta-galactosyl-1,3)-N-acetylgalactosaminide alpha-2,6-sialyltransferase 2
Exons: 9
Coding region: 257-1399 (380 amino acids)
Molecular function (GO): sialyltransferase activity
Source: RefSeq, a predicted model, not a curated record
UUACUUUCUACUGUUUCCACUUCCUCUCUGACCCACAGCUGAAUGCAAAUGUGUUUUUUUUCCUUCACAUUUUUUCCGUGUUGAACGCGUGAAGCAGCAGUCACGUGACACCCGACAGGUGCGGCCGCUACUCUGUUAGUGCAGAGUCUUCUGUAAAGAGCUUUGAGUCUCUACAGUUUUUUUAUUAUCACCUGUGAGCGGAUUUUAGCCACACCUGAGUCCACCUGACAGGAAGACUUAAAGAGAACCUGGAAUAAUGCGGGUCUCCUCCAUGAAGAGCGUUUUCCUGCUGAUUGGAAGUUUCUGCUUCAUCAUUUGCAUCUUUUUAUACAGAAGAUCCAUCAGUCUGCAGGCAGCAGGUGGCAGCACUGAGACUCCAGGUGAAGCUCUGCUGAACUUGGAGGCGUACGCUGCAGCUGCAGAGGAGGAGACGAUAGACGCACCAUGUUCUCUGAGAAAGGUGGUGAGGGACGACCCGUUCCUCAGGAAGAAGUUCAACUUCUCGUUGCCAGUUCUUCAGUGGGCCGGAAGUUUCUCCAAACCAACCUGGAAGCAGUUGAGAAGCAAAAUGCCUCCGUACGGCUGGAAGGGACUUCCUGUUAGAGUCCUCGAGUCAACCCUCUCCCUCCUCAACAGCUCUCAGCUCUUUCAUCGCAGCUCACCUGGCAGGUGUGUUCGCUGUGCUGUGGUUGGGAACGGGGGGAUCCUUCGAGGGUCCCGACAGGGGAAGAACAUCGACAGCCACGACUUUGUCUUCAGGAUGAAUGGAGCGGUGAUCAGAGGGUUUGAGGAAGACGUGGGAACAAAGAUCUCUUUCUACGGUUUCACCACCAACACCAUGAAGCACGCCCUCAGCUGGUACCGCUCAGAUGGAUUCACCAGAAUCCCUCAGAACCCGGACAUCAAAUACAUCUUCAUCCCAUCAGACCUCAGAGACUACGUGAUGAUAGCAGCUGCUGCUCAGGACCAGGCUGUUAACUCAGGCAGAGAUAGGGGGGACAGACCCUGGAAAUAUUUUGGCCACAAACCACCUCAAAGCUUCAAGAUGCUCCACCCAGGAUUCAUUUCCUACAUUACAAACAGUUUCCUGCCAUCACAUCUGCUGAUAAACAUCAGGACUCGUCACCUGUACAUGCCGAGCACCGGAGCUCUGAUGCUGCUGGCUGCCCUGCACACCUGUGACCAGGUUUCUGCCUUCGGCUUCAUCACCAGGAACUUCGCUGACUUCUCAGAUCAUUACUACGACUCGGUGCAGAGACCUCUGAGGUUCUUCUCCAACCAUGACCUGAGGAUGGAGGCUUGGCUGUGGGAGGCGCUGCACCUCCGGAGGAUCCUCACGCUGUACCAGAGGAGCGGAGGAGGAGAUGAUGGAGGCGGAGAUGGAGGAAGUAGGAGAUGACAUAGGAGGCGGAGAUGAUGGAGGAGGUGGAGGAGACGACAGACUGCAGAGAGGAAGAAGUUCUGUGUUCAGUUUUUCCUCCUCCAGCCUCUUAUUGUUUUUUUAUCCUCCUGUAAAGAUUUAUUUCAGAAAGUCGGACUGAGCUUUUCUAAAACCUGAAACCACGCCGCCGAGCGAAGCCGCUUCCUGAGUUAAACACGAGAACAUUUCAUUCAUCAGAAACAUGAGAAGCUUUGAGAUGAACAAAGAGUUUUUCUUUCAAACCAGGAGACAAAGUGAUUAUUUCUACUGUGUUUUACUGCUGCACACAGACACUUCUUAUCAUUUUGUAUUUAUUGAACACAGAAGACUGAAUGUUUAGUUAAUGAAACUAAUGAGGAAUACUAUUAAAUUUUUGUUGUUUUUUUGCACUAAUAUCUAUGAAGAUUUUUGCCAUUUUCUUGCCCGUUGCU